CAGCGGUCGCGCCACCAUUGAAAGCCAUGGCUGCGCGGAAAAUAUCGGAUCCGAAACCACCUAGUUUCGAAGAGGAAGUGAACGAGUUGAUGCAACCAGGCAUCAUUCCCAAGCUAUGGGGAAAACCGUCCGCAAAGGUGAUGGACGAUCCAUACUCUCGUGAGACGGCCCCUUGGUAUAUCAAGCUGGUGCGCACGGAGCCAACACCCAUAAAACAUGAGGUUUCUAGUUUGGAGUUAGUGUGCACCACUUGUAGCUUGGUUCUUUUCACCGUGCAAGUGGCAAUCCCAAUCAAUUAUCCCAAUUUGCGACGGGCACAGCAGCUGACAAACUUGGAGUUGCAAGCGCGAGCAAGCGGAUGUUUUCCGCAAAAUCAGGAUAUACGCCCAGAGCUUAAGGUCUGUGCGGAGGUUGAGCGAGAUGGCCGUGCUUUGGCUCAUGCUGGCCCGCCCUUGAAAAAGGACAAGGAGUUGGUGCUGAAGGCCGUCCAAAAGGACGGCAGCGCCUUAAUGUUUGCAUCGGAAGAGCUGCAACGCGACAAGGAUGUGGUCCUGGCGGCUGUGGCUUGUGAUGGUCUCGUGUUGAGCUUGGCUAAAGACCUGAUUGGGGACAAAGAAGUGGCCCUGGUGGCCGUGGCACAAAAUGGCAUGGCGCUGCGGCACUGUGCCGAGCAUCUGCGAGAUGACCAGGACGUUUGCUUGGUGGCAGUGCAGCAAAACGGCCGGGCGCUGCGCCACGCAUCGGAGCAGCAGCAGAACAACAAGGAGGUGGUCGAUGCGGCGUUGGAGAACUGCACCCAGGCGCUUCCAUAUGCUGGCCCCGAGCUUAAAAAGGAGUGGGAGGAAAUCCUCACAGGCCGCUGGAAGGACGAGGGCUGGCACCUUGAACGGCGGCAGGCGGGGCAGAUUCUGAGCCAGAUCAAGACCUGAAGACUCGGUGAAGACGUCAGGAUGUACUUUUUUUUUUUCCGGAGAUGGGUCAAACAAAUGAAAGGUAAGUGUGGG
Cladocopium goreaui is the source of this 1004-nucleotide messenger RNA. The record is from the annotation of a GenBank genome assembly. NCBI's taxonomy places the organism in Eukaryota, Dinophyceae, Suessiales, Symbiodiniaceae.